CAGGACUGCGGUGUUUGGCGGGGAGCAGCAAGGCUCCGAGGCUUGCGUGGUAGCAUCGCUCAGCAGUGCUCAUCAAUGCUCAGCAGUGCCCUGAGUCGAUGCCGCUGUCGCAGAUGGACAGGUCGAGGCAUGUGUGGUUGGGAUGGCCGGCCCGGGUUCUGAGUUGAUGGGUCAGGCUGGACUCCAACACCACGGCGCUGGACAUGGACCCAUUUCAUAUCGCCCCUGAUCUUGCACGGCCUCGAUGGCGAUCUUGAUGUUCCCGCAGUGCCCACAGCUAACAGAUGCCGUGCUCCUCUCAGGUCAUCAACAAGACCGAGACCAAGAAAACAGCGCCAUCGCGAAUCAAGAGCAAGCAGCUCAAGGGCCGCAAGGCAUUUGGAGCGGGCAAGCGCAACAGCAACGCACCGAACGGCCGGAGGAGCCAAAGCCAUCGCGACAUCGAUCGGGACAGUGACGUGGAGGAAGAGCUUGAGGCAUACGAGUUUGGUAGCGGCGACGACGAGGACGGUGCGGAAGCCAUUCCCCUCGCUGAGCACAAGAGUCCCGAGCCUGAAUCGAUACCCAAGAAGCGCAAGCAGACCGACGAGCGGGUCAAGGACUUUCUCAGCCAGCUGUUUUCGUCCAAGAAAAAGAGGGCUGCUGCUGCUGCUGCUGCUGCUGCUGCUGUGGCGACGGAAGUGCUCGUCGAUGCCAAGCCCGUAUCGAAGAUGGCGCACAAGGACGCACCCAACUCGGACGAAGCUGAAGAUGACAACGAGGACGAUGAAGAUGAUGAGGACCAGGACGAUCGGGUCAUGCCAGACAGUGUUGAAGACGGCGAGCCGAGUGCGGUCUCCGAGCUGGGAGAUGAGAAGCAGCGCGAAAAGUCCAUCCUCGAGGCGAUUCUGUCGGGCGACCUGACCAAGCUCGGCAACGACGACGAUGACGACAACGACAAGCCCGAUCUGUCGGGCCUGAGCCAUCGGGAAAGAAAGAAGGCACGACGGGAAGCCGACGAUGUGAUUGUGCCCAAGGAAGCCCAGGAGCGCCUUGGAAAAUACGUUGCGAUCGAUUGUGAGAUGGUUGGCGUUGGCGAGGACGGAGUCCAGUCGGUUCUGGCUCGGAUCAGUAUGGUCAACUUCCACGGCCACUGCAUCUACGACAAGUACGUCAAGCCGCAGGAGCGGGUCACCGACUACCGCACGGCAGUCAGCGGCAUCACGCCCGAGCUACUCAAGACAGCCACGCCGUUCAAACAAGUACAGAAGGAAGUCUCGGAUCUCAUCAAGGAUCGCAUUGUCGUUGGUCAUGCCAUCGAGAACGACUUUAAGGUGCUGCUGCUCGACCAUCCCCGGAGACUCAUCCGAGACACAUCACAGUAUAAAAAGUUCCGCAAGAUGUUUGGGGGCCGGUCGCCGGCGCUGCGCAAGCUAGCCAAACAGCUGCUGGGGCUGGACAUUCAGGAGGGAGCGCACUCGUCUGUCGAGGAUGCGCGGGUGACGAUGCUGCUGUACAAGCUCGAGAAGGAUGCGUGGGAAAAGGAAGCGAUGCGCAAGUUUGGAUCUGGCAAAGACAAGAAAUAGAAACAUAGCGUGUAUGCGGGCUCAGCCGGCCGAUGAUUCGCGUUUGAUGGACUAUAUGUAUUGACGAGCAAAACAGAGACAAUUUGGGGCGGGGAUAUGCGGGUGUGGCCCGUGGCAUUCCGGGGAAGC
Molecule: messenger RNA, 1694 nt
Organism: Polychytrium aggregatum
Lineage: Eukaryota; Fungi; Chytridiomycota; Chytridiomycetes; Polychytriales
Product: ribonuclease H-like domain-containing protein
Exons: 4
Coding region: 285-1565 (426 amino acids)
Biological process (GO): rRNA processing
Cellular component (GO): nucleus
Molecular function (GO): 3'-5' exonuclease activity; nucleic acid binding
Source: RefSeq, a predicted model, not a curated record